AAAAAAAAACCUUAGAGUGAAGAGAAAAAAAAAAGAGAGAAAAAGAUAAGAGUUUUUUUAUGGAUACACAAAGGUUGCCGAAGAAAGAAGAAGAAGAAGAAUUAGAACCUUCUUCAACCUUCGAGUCUAUUAAUGCUCUCUCUCGAUCUCAAGACCAUUCUAUAGAUGAUUUUGACAGCAUAUUCGACAUCGCUAUUGACAAUUUAAGCUGCUCCCACGAGCUCAAAUGGGAUUUCUGGGGAGCAGACGAAGAUGAAGAUACAGGGGAAGAAGACAAAAGCUUGAGCACUGAUCAAGAAGGCUCAAGUCUGGGGUUUUGGGAAACUAAGCCUACAGAUUACGAAGACAAAGAGUUGGGUCUGAAGCUGAAUCUGAACCAUCAAGAAAUUAUCGAUGCUUGGUCUGAUCAUCAAAAACCUCUGUGGACAGAUACUUCAGCUCCGGCCUAUUCCUUUUAUAGGGGAGAAGUUCCAGUGAUAGAGGAAGAGAGAAACAUGAGAAGAGAAGCAAGUGUGUUAAGGUACAAAGAGAAAAGGCAGAGUAGACUCUUCUCUAAGAAGAUAAGGUAUCAAGUCCGAAAACUCAACGCUGAUAAACGACCUCGUUUUAAGGUCUCUCUCUUCUUCUUCAUCGUUCACUCUAACCUUAAAAACUCUUUUUAACUAUAUUUAUUUAGUUUCAUUUCAUAUGCUCUACCUUAAUACUUGUGCGAGAGAAUAAGCCUAACUUUUACGAAAUUUCUUGGAAAUCUUUUGAAUUAU
Molecule: messenger RNA, 761 nt
Organism: Capsella rubella
Lineage: Eukaryota; Viridiplantae; Streptophyta; Magnoliopsida; Brassicales; Brassicaceae
Product: zinc finger protein CONSTANS-LIKE 6
Exons: 2
Coding region: 60-662 (200 amino acids)
Biological process (GO): regulation of DNA-templated transcription
Cellular component (GO): nucleus
Molecular function (GO): protein binding
Source: RefSeq, a predicted model, not a curated record